Molecule: messenger RNA, 2484 nt
Organism: Drosophila albomicans
Lineage: Eukaryota; Metazoa; Arthropoda; Insecta; Diptera; Drosophilidae
Gene: spdo
Product: transcription factor SPT20 homolog
Exons: 2
Coding region: 363-2105 (580 amino acids)
Source: RefSeq, a predicted model, not a curated record
UGUUCUUAUUGUUGUUCUACGGGUGUCUUGAGCGCAAUUAUUAUGUGUGGAAAUACAUAUGCAUGUGUGUGUGUGUGUGUUAAGUAAAUGCUUAUGUUUAUUAAGGGGGGAAAAAGCAGCGCUGCCAGCGUCGCUGUCGAUCCAGUCGACUGCGCGCCUGCGCAGGAAAUUGCAAAGUCGAGAAGCGACUGGCAGCCAACUUGGCUAGUUCAGUCGAGACGCAGUUGUCGCUUGAAGCGGAUCACCAAACUCAGCACACAGUGAAUAGUGAACAGUGAACAGUGCACAGUGACCGUGAUCGUGACCGUGACAGUGAAGCAUACUGAAUAGUGAACAGUUGAAGUUGAAAGUACAGUGCGGCAAUGUCCAAGCACAAUUAUACAAAUCCGGCAUUCUGCCAGAACAGCGAAUUCUAUCCGGUGCCAUCGAGCACCGCUCGCGUUGAAUCGAUCUACAAUCGCAGCCUGCAGCUGAACUUUAAUGCGGUGUCCCGCAAUGCAGCAAGUGCCACAGCCACCGCCACCGCUUCGAAGUAUCGCGAUCCCCGCGAGGGGCCGCUGCGCAUGCAGCGUAGCAUGUCGACGCGCUCGGUGACGCGUAAACAGCAGCUGCAGCUGCAACAUCAUCAUCAGCAGCAGCAGCAACUACCACAGCAGCAAUCACCGCAAUCGAGCUGCGGACGCUAUGCGCUUGUGCCGCUCGAGGAGCUGGGCGGUGCUGCCUCAAGUCGCUAUGCCAUUGUGCCCGGCCAGGCAGCUCAGCGUUUGGCUCGCUCCCAAGACAAUCUCGAUCGCUACAGCUCGCGGCAUGGUCUGCAGUCGGAUGAGGAGCCGCACUCCUUCCACGAGGAGCCACAGCAGCAGCAGCAGGAGACACAGUUUGCCAGCUUGCCACCGAACAUAAAUGCGCUGCCUGCAAAGCCAACGCAGCAGCCAAAGAUUAAACAUGCCUUCUCCAGCGAUUUUGGCAGCAAAACGUUUCUCAUUGUGGACAAGAACAGCAAUCAGCGCUAUCAAAUGGUGCCCACAGCCGAGGAUGAAGAGUUGGUCGAUGAGAAUCAGGAGAUUAUACAAAUGCACAAUGGACGCGCACAUCGUUAUGCUGUGAUUCCAACCGAGGCGGACGAUGACGAUGAGCUGGAGGAGCAGUUGCAGCUGGAGCAGGAGACCUGCUUGAGCAACACGGAGCUGAGUCAAACCUACAAUGUGCGCACCUCAACACCGCAGCAGCAAAAACAGCAGCAGCAACAUCAGCAGCAACGCAAUGCGGCAGCUGCGACACGCGCGUUGCACGAACUGCUGACGACGCCGCGCAAGAUGCAACCACCACCACGAUUGGCACACUCCACGCCCCGCAAUGCGGCACACUACGAGCAGCUGCAACGCGAACGGCAACUGCAGCUCUACCAAAGCCAGCAGCACAUUAACUUGCAUCAGCAGCAACAGCAGCAGAUACAACAAACCACCAGCUCCGUGGUUUCGGUGGCACCAUCGCCAGCGUUGCCACUGCGGCAGCAACGUUUGUCGCCGCAGCGUCUGCACUACGAGACGGUGAAGUUGCCACCAGCUGUGGUGCCACCGCAGGCAGUGAUUAGUCCACGUGUGCAGCAGCAACCAGAGCAAGAUCUGAGCAUGCUGCAAGGCAAGAACAACAGCUCGUCGUAUCCACAGAAGGUGGCAAAUGCCACCAUCACGCUGGCAAUUGUCUCGCUGAUGCUUGUUGUUGGCAGCACCAUGAAUGCAGGACUCAUCAUCUACAUGAUAGCACACUUUGGCAAAGCGUUCUACCUGCAGUUCGGUCUGGUUGCCUCAUUUUGUGGCGUCGGACUUGGCUUCCUUGGCUUUCGGUCGCGACAAUGCGAUUGGCUGCCCAAUCGUAGCUACACCUCAGGAUACAUUCUGGUCACCAUCUUCUGUCUGUUCAAGUGUUGUGGCCUCUUGCUGAUACUCGUCUUGGAUCCAUUUCCCGGUCUGCCGCUGCACGAUGUCACCACGGGCGUCAUCCUGGGGCUGUCAACGUUCACCAUGUUCUUCAUUGGCCUUGGCGUCAUUGGCAGCUUGUGGUGUUAUCGUCCGCCACCUGAUAACCGCGUCAAUGUGGUCUGAGCAGCAACUACUUUUAGUUUCUUACUAUAGUUUUGUUAGUUUAGUUUAGUUUAGUUUUAUUUAUUCUUUCGCCUGCGAAACGACACCCCCGGAACGGCUAAGAGACCAAAAAACAAGUAUUAAUAAUUCAAUUUGAUGCGAAAUUCCAGCUGCGAAUUUUGUGCACAAAGACUGUAAAUAAACAACAACAAAACUUAAAAUAGUGUGUGGAACUCACAAAGAGUGAGCUCCAUUUAAAUUAAAACUAAAUAUCACCUGUAUUGUUAAAUCAAUUUUAAAUUAUUGUUCAACACUUAAGUUAAGACACAUUGCACACAAAUAAAUAAACAAUAUAUAUGCAAAACACACACACAAAAGAAGCACAAACAGAUUCCAUUCA